AUGUUUUUGCUGACCAUUGCGGCUCUCGGAGUGGUCGCAUUCUUGGGUUAUCAUGCCUAUGACACGUUUGUAGGAAGAAAAAGAACCAAUAUUAAAGAUCUUCUUCAAAACCGUAAAUAUGAAAUCCGUAGCGUGGAAGCUCCCAAGCUCACAGGAGCUCUUUUUUGGUUUUUCGUUACCCUGAUGGAGUAUUCUCCAUUGGGUGAUUUGGUCGUUCCAUUUAUUAUGAAAUCCUCCAAUUUCUCUCUCUUAGAUGAAUUGAGUGUUUAUAAUGCUCCAAAAUUAUAUCCCAUUCCCGAAAGGAAUGAACAAGAACAAUUGAAGGAUUGGAAACAUGCUCAAGAUCAUGACGGAAUGUCCAUUCAAGAAAUUCAAAAGAAGGAAAUUGAACGUAUUCUCAAUGAGUAUUAUGAUCAAUGUUCCGAUGAACAAUCUUCCUCUCCUUCUGUUUGGAAGAGUUUGACUCGAUUUCAUAGACUUUACAAGGAGAAGAAAACCACUCCGUUAAAAGUGGCUCAAAAUAUUUUGGAUGCAAUCAAGAAGGGAGAUUCUCUGAAUCCACCCUUGUGUGCUGUCAUUAAAUAUGAUGCUGAUUUGUUGUUGAAGCAAGCAAAGGAAUCGACAGAGAGAUAUGAAGCAGGAAAGGAAAUUUCUGUGUUUGAUGGAGUUCCUGUCACAAUCAAGGAUGAAUUGGAUCUUGCUGGAUUUACUUCAAGUAAGGGUAUGAAAGUGACUGAAUAUUCUGAUCAUGUCAUCACAUUGGAGGAGGAAAAUAAUAUUUGUAAAUCAUUGCGUGCUUUGGGUGCUAUUUUUGUUGGCAAGGCAAACCAAAAUGAGAUUGGAAUUUGUCCUCGUGGUAUGAAUUUAAACUUUGGAAGUGCAAGAAAUCCAUUCAACAUGAAAUGUGACACUGGAGGCAGCAGCUCUGGAGGAGGAGCAUGCGUUGCCUCUGGUCUAGUUCCAUUAUCGAUUGGAACAGAUGGAGGCGGUUCAGUUCGAGUUCCUGCCUCUUUUUGUGGCCUCUACGGUUUGAAACCUACUCAUUUCAGAGUCUCAAAUCAUCAACACAGUGCUCCAGUUGCUUUUUCAACAUGUGUUGCUGGCCCUUUGACUUCAUCUGCAAUUGAUUUAACUUUAUCAUUUGCUGCUAUUGCAGGUAGAAGAGAAAAUGAUGCAUUUUCAUGGUCACAACCUCGAGACUUGAGAUUGAGUGAAAUUCGAUUGGCCGAUAAGAACUUUUAUUCCCUCGAGGGACAAAAAAUUGGUAUUGACAAUGCAUAUUUUAAUGACGUCAAAGAUCAAAGAAUUGUGAAAUUGUGUAGAGAUUUUAUUGAAAAUGUGUUUUGCAAAGUGUAUGGAGCCAAAGUCGAUGACUCUAUUUUCACACCACUUCUCGAACCCAGCAGAGUUUCACAUUUGGUUUGCAUUGCCUCUGAAAUGAGAAAUGGAAUGAAGGACUAUGGAUACUUUGAGUAUAGCAAGAGAUCGUUGCUAUGUCCUGAAACUAGAAUGAGUUUACUUUCUCAAAAGUACAUUUCAUCCUCACAAUUAAUAACAGCUCAAAGAAUCCGUUCUCAUCAAAUGGAAGAAUUCGAAAAGAUUUUCCAAAAUGUGAAUGUUUAUGCAACUCCAACAAUUGCAGGAGUGACACCAGAAUUUGUUAACGAGCAAGUCAUGAAGGGAGGAUAUGGCGUGAGUGACUAUGAUGUCUUGUCACAAAUUAUGAAAUUUAUUUUUAUUUCCAACUUUUGUGGAUUCCCUUCAAUCACAAUUCCUAUUGGCUUUAUUGAUGGAAAACCAGUUGGAUUGCAAUUAAUGUCCAAACAUUGGGAUGAAGUCACUCUAUUGAAGUAUGCCCUUUUGGCUGAGAAAUAUACUGAAAAGAAGAAUCCAGAGAUGUUGUUUGAGAUUUUGUAA
Messenger RNA from Naegleria fowleri, 1917 nucleotides. RefSeq lists its product as uncharacterized. Bases 1 to 1917 code for a protein of 638 amino acids. Gene Ontology annotation, molecular function: catalytic activity. The transcript is spliced from 3 exons. The record is from RefSeq and is a predicted model, not a curated record. Lineage: Eukaryota; Heterolobosea; Eutetramitea; Acrasida; Naegleriidae.